Molecule: messenger RNA, 2079 nt
Organism: Synchytrium microbalum
Lineage: Eukaryota; Fungi; Chytridiomycota; Chytridiomycetes; Synchytriales; Synchytriaceae
Product: CTP synthase (glutamine hydrolysing)
Exons: 12
Coding region: 1-2079 (692 amino acids)
Biological process (GO): pyrimidine nucleobase biosynthetic process; CTP biosynthetic process
Cellular component (GO): cytoophidium; cytoplasm
Molecular function (GO): CTP synthase activity; identical protein binding
Source: RefSeq, a predicted model, not a curated record
AUGAAGUAUAUUCUAGUAACAGGAGGAGUCAUCUCUGGAAUUGGCAAGGGAGUUAUUGCCUCAUCAGCUGGAUUGCUUCUUCGUGCAAGGGGAAUGAGAGUGACGAGCAUCAAGAUAGAUCCAUACUUGAACAUUGAUGCCGGCACUCUGUCUCCGCUAGACCAUGGUGAAGUCUUUGUAUUGGACGAUGGUGGUGAAGUUGACUUGGAUUUAGGAAACUAUGAACGUUUCUUGGAUGUAACUCUAUCAAGAGACAACAAUAUCACUACUGGAAAGAUAUACAGGAAUGUUAUUGAAGACGAGCGAAAAGGAGCCUACUUGGGCAAAACAGUACAAGUAGUACCUCACAUCACUGACGCUGUGCAAAACUGGAUUGAACGAGUCGCUAUAAUACCUGUGGAUGAGUCUGGUCAACCUGCUGAUAUGGGUGGUACUGUAGGUGACAUUGAAUCCGCACCAUUCAUCGAAGCCAUGAGACAAUUCCAAUUUAGAGUCGGUCCAGACAAUUUCUUUCUAAUUCAUGUGUCUCUUGUACCCAUGGUUGGUGCUGUGGGUGAACAAAAAACCAAGCCCACUCAGGCCAGCGUGCGAGAUCUACGUGGAUUGGGAUUAUCCCCUGAUGUGAUUGCCUGCAGAAGUACGAAAAGAUUAGAACCCAGUGUAUCAGCUAAGAUUGCAAUGUUCUGUCAUGUUCCUCCCGAGCAGGUCCUUGCGGUCCAUGACUGUCCAUCCGUAUACCACGUCCCACUCUUGUUACAUAAGCAAGGUCUUGUUUCUGUAAUGGAAAAGAAACUCAAGCUAACACCACGACAAGAACCAAAAACCAUCAACUUGCUCUCUAAAUGGACUACAUUGGCCGAAAGAUUCGACCGACUUCACGACUCUGUUGAGAUUGCCAUUGUAGGCAAAUAUACCGAUUUGCAUGAUUCUUAUCUAUCCGUGGUCAAGGCAUUGGAACAUGCUGCCUUGUCUUGCAAGAGGAAAGUAGAAAUAUCGUGGAUUGAAUCCAAAUAUCUCGAACCAAAAACACAGACAACGGACCCUAAAAACUAUUACGAUGCUUGGUCAAGAUUGUGUGGUGCAAAGGGUGUAUUAGUACCAGGUGGUUUUGGAGAUCGUGGAUGGGAAGGAAUGAUAUUGGCAGCUCAAUGGGCUCGUGAAAACAAGCGGCCAUAUCUUGGCAUUUGUCUUGGUUUACAAACUGCUGUUGUAGAAUUUGCUAGGAAUGUUUGUGGAUUUGCAGAUGCCAACUCUACUGAAAUGAACGAAAUGACAACGAAUCCGUUGAUUAUUUUCAUGCCUGAAGGAUCUCGAACUCAUAUGGGCGGUACGAUGCGAUUGGGCAGUCGACCAACAAUCUUUACCCCUGAGAGUCAAAACACUAUUAUACGCCGCUUACAUCACAACCAAGAAAUUAUUCACGAACGUCAUCGUCACCGAUUCGAAGUCAAUCCCAAUUAUAUUGACCGAAUUGAAGCUAAAGGAUUGCACUUUGUUGCUAAAGAUGAGAGGGGUGAACGGAUGAUUAUUAUUGAGCUUGAAGAUCAUCCCUUCUUCGUCGCAACACAGUACCAUCCCGAAUACAAGACCAGGCCGCUGGCACCAGUCCCAACCUUCCUCGGUUUCGUGCUAGCUUCAUGCGGAUUACUAGAAGACUACCUAGCAUCCUUAUCAAUCGAAGGAGGACUAGAUGAAAGUAUCAAAGUGCAUCCACAAUUAGGCCGAUAUGCUUCUUCAGAUUCGUUAAAGAAUGCUGAUUUGGCUUCCCUCAAGCAAUCACCAAAACAACAACCCAGUAAUAACAGUGUUUUGAAUGGUGCAAGUAAUAGUAGUGCAGCAAAUGCUAAUAGUCGUAGUGUUGCUAGUACUACAAGUGUGCUUGCAGGUAUGGUUGGAGUUGUUGAAGAUGAGGAAGACGAGAGUAGUGAUGAUGUGUGUUCGGAUGCUAGUAGUGGUAAACCACCAACUGCUGCAUCACCUGUGGUGAUGAAUGGUAAAAAGGGAGGAGUAUCGUUAAGUGGUUUGGAAAAGCAAGGAGCUAUUCUUGAGCGUCUUGGGAAUAAGGUUUCGUUGUAUUGA